AAGUCAGUACCUCACGUUCGCCGUCCGCCUGAGAGUGCAGCGUAGUUGUGACUAUUUAGUCUAGUUAUUUAUGUCAUAUAAUAUAUAUAUUUAUAUAUAAUUUUAUAUUUUGUAGGACUCCUUACGAACUAUACCUUGACGAUGACUGGCUCAAACCAUGAAAACUGUGAGAGCAAAAGCACAGUUGCUCGCCGGCGAUGGAAAAUAUUAGCCGAGGCUCUGCAGAGAUCCAGCUGUAGAGAUGCUUCACCAGAUAGUGCCUCAACUCGAAAGUUCCAGUCUUUUGGGCUUUUAUCAUACGAUCCAUUGGGCCAUGACUUUUACUCUAUCAGUUGUAUCAACUCAGAUUUAGCAGUAAUUGUGAGGCUAUUGCGUCGAGACUUCAGCCCCAGUGAGCUUACCGGUUUCAACAAUACUGGCAACGUUUGUAUCUGGCCCUCUGAAGAAAUACUCACAUAUUACUGCCUCAGCAACCUCAAAAUAUUCUCUGGAAAGUCUGUGUUAGAACUGGGAGGGGGAAUGACCUGUUUGGCAGGCAUGUUGGUUUCUGCUAGUGGAGGGCCAUCUAAUAUGGUGCUAACAGAUGGCAAUGCCCUGUCUGUCAACAAUGUUAAAGUGUCCUUACAACGGAACGAUUUACCUUCUAAAACGUGCUCUAGAGUUCUACGCUGGGGGGUCCAGGAAGAAGUUUUGCCACAUCAAGGAAAAUUCGAUGUUGCCAUGUGUGCUGAUUGCUUAUUUUUUGAUGAUGGGAGAGAGAGUUUGCUGUCAACCCUUCUGUGUGUGUUGCGUCCUGGAGGAACAGCCCUCGUCGUUGCUCCCUCUAGAAGUGGCACGUUCCAGAGGUUUGCCAGCAUGUGUCGCCCACAUUUUAUGGUGGCUCUUGUUGAUAAAUAUGAUCACUUAGUUGACCAAUACGUCCAGAAGAGUGCAAUGGAUCCAUACUACAAUGAGAAUCUUCACUUUCCUCUUUUGAUGAUUCUCAAAAAGCUUGGGACCAACUAACUUCUGAUUAAGAAUUUCCAAGAAAGAGAGGUACAAGUACAGGUAUUUGGAAUAUACAGUAAUUUAUUUCUUAUUUCAAGUUAAACAUGUUAAAACAAUUCAGCUCUUGCUUGUAUUUAGAAUAUUUUUGGUACCGACACAAAAUUUUGAGGAACGUUGUUUAAUCAUAUACAAUACUGUGCUUCGUCUUUAUAUUACUGGAGAACACGAGUACGUUCCUAUGUUUAGUAACAUAAUAAUAAUGUUAUUAUGUUUAGUAACACAACUUUUUCAGUUUCACUUUAACUCAGGUUCCUGUCUUUAUUAUAUCAGUUAAACUGUUUCAAGAACAGAAAGAAAAGAACUGUUUUAAAAAAAAGAAAUUAAUUUUUAUGAUUUAUUGACUCGUUUAUAAAAAGGAUAAGUUUUAAGUCUGCCAUUUUCAUCAUCAUCCCUUAUAUCGCCUUCCUCCUGCAUCAACAAUGUUUGUAUUCCUGUAUUCAGCAGUGAACCAAUUAUAGUGAUGUAUUUAUCUUUAUCAGAGAGUGAUAAACUAAUGCAUCAAUUUCACUGAAUUCAGUCUGUUAUAGUAAUUUUGUGGUCAGGUUCUUCAUUUAUUUUCUCUGCACAUUUCAUCAUUUGCUUCUGUUCAGGUUUGUUGCUUGUCUUUAAAGCUUUUAAGAAUUGGCAUUAUUUUAAUCAUUGUUAUCAAUUGUCGUCAGGGGGCCAGAGUUCCCUCCAACAUUUCUAUAGCAUAGUAGAUAACAUGCUAUCCCCGCAUGAGACAGCGCAUGGUCAGUUGCAACUUGAUUAGGGUCCAGGAUGGGCUGAAAUGUCAUCACAUUCCUUUCUUUUCAUAUGUGUGAGUUGGGUUAAUUAUUUUGAGCCAUAUUAUAAUGAUUUAUUCCUUACAUGGAUGUAUUGCUAUACUUCCUCUAAGGGUACAUCAGCAAAGUACAGUUUGGUGGCCAAAAAUACAGAAAAAUCAUGCUUAUUAUAGACAAAUUUCCUGUGUAUUCAGCACAGAUAAAUUCACAAAAUGUUUUCUACUUUCCUCUGCAACAAGCAGCUCAUACCUUGCACUCUUUCAUUUGACUAAGCCUGAUCUUGCCACAAGUUACCAGAGUAAUAUGUGGUGGGUUUUCUCAAAAGAUUUCUGUCUCAUAGGCAUUAUAAAUUUGCUCCAUAGUGAAGCUUAGAUACUUUCAUUAACAUUAACUAUACCUCAUCUUCUUCAUAAUUUCCUCACAAUAUAGUUCUGUAUUCAGCUGCCUCCUUCAUGUCAGCAUGCAACUGUUCACCAAAAACCUAAAAUUCUUGAACCUUAGCAGCCAUUCAUUUGAACAAUCAGUUUUCCAUAUUUCAAUUUCUAUAUGGAAUUCCUUAUCUUUGCCAUUAUCACGGAGCUGAAACACCUUCACUUUAUUUCUGCAAGUAAUUAUCAAAUGAAGGCACCAAGUCGAGACUUAAUUUCUGUAGGAAUCACUCGGGUCCACAAAAUAUUUUUUGUAUUUCAAGAACCUUAGUGGAUUGAGAGGUAGCAGAAAAAUAUUUAAUUGCUAGGUUAAUAUUCUAGCAUUUAAUAUCUCAUUUUAAUUUCUUCACUAACUUGACUUUCAAAACUAAUGUUAAUGAAACAUAUUUCCAAUAACACCACUAAUUCCAAUUGGUUUUGAUCCUAAACCAGACAGUGCAGUUGAAAUAAACAUAACCCUCUUCGUUGUUUUAUGACACUCUCGCAAGCACACGCUCAAAUCCACAAGACUGUAGAGUUAGGUUUGUGUCUGAUACAUUGGGGUGUAUUCCGGGGAGCUUUCUUAUUAGAAAAGUCAGAAUGGCAAAAUUUUGGAGGAGACUGGAGACCAAGGGUUAGGGGGUGUGUUGCAGAAACAUGUGGAGGAAGGAAAUAGUUAUCCAAAGACGGCACCAAGCCAACUACACCGAACAAAAACAGUGAAGGAGGCCUGACUUGAGCUGCAGAGUCUAUAGACUGCAGCUCUUAAUACAGACUUGUGACAGCUUGGGGAACAAUUUAUUAGACAAAGUUGCUUGUGAGUGUUGGUGGUCACCACCCACAAAUGACAUCUGUUUCAUCUUACAUUAAUUUCAUUGCAGUAUCUGAUAAUGCUGAUAAUGUUUCUCACAAUUUUGUACUGUAUAGUGUUAGGUGAAAAACUCUGCAUUAUUUUGUUUAUUUAAAUUGUUUGACAAGAUAACUUAUCUGUUAAAUUUGUUAUGUUAUUUUGAUAGUCACAAUGUUUCAGAUAGUGGAUAAUGGAUGUGGAACUGUAUACUGUAUGUGGGUUAACAAGCACCAGUACAUUAGUAUAUUUUAAUACAUAUACUGUAUGUAGUUGUAGCACUUGUAGCUCAACAUCCUCAGGUACCCAUUUAUAUUACGGGCACAGUAUUCUCUAUGCUGUUGUGGUACUGGUACUUGUGACUUAACAUCCUCCGGUACCCGAGUAUAUUGUGGUGCUUCUGUGCUAUUGUGGUACAGUACUAAUAGCUUACCACAACACCCUCAUGUCUUAUUAAUUAUUCUACUCAAGUUAAGUACUGUGUAUAACAGUAGUGAACAGCCUAUCAAGUACAUUUAUUGAGACAAGAAAAUACAUCUCAAAGGGAUAAAGUAGCUUAGGCUAUUUCUACCCCCUGAACAGCCUAUCACUGACAAAAAUCUAUCUAUAAUUGUUCUAUUAAAAUAUAUUUUGGCCUAGCUGCUGCCAGCUAACUGAAAUAAAAUGUGAUUGUUGAUGUCAAAAUCUAUGAUUAGUAUUUGGCUUUUUGCAAUGUUUCAAUAUGAUGCAAGUUUCAAUUUUCUUUUCAAAUAUCUGGGUGCCUAUUUAUCUACAAUUCACAAUUAUACUUUCGUGUAAAAGGUAAAACUUAUUUGUUGCCAUUAGUGAUUUGCGUUUGAGCUCACUUUUAAAUUAAUGAUGCAUAUCAAAGUCCAAACUUUAUCUUGAAUUUCAGUAAUGCUUGAAAGGCCUCAUAAGAAAUUUGUAGGGUAUAUUAAAAACUUUACAUUUUCAAUUAAAUUAUUCCAUUAAACUUGAAACUGGACAGAUAAAAUUGGUGCUAAGAUACAGAGUUAUUGCACUUAAUUUUUAAUAUAUUAGGUGCUUGCUUGAUUCUAAGAAUUGGGUGGGCUAGUAUGGCACCAUUCUCUCAAGUGUAUCUGCAUCUGAAGUUUGUCAUCUUUAUAAUGUUGUUUUCUUGCAAUGUAAGCCUGUUAUAGUGUAAGGAGUUACCAAUGUGUUGUGAAGAAGCAAACCUAAAUGCUUAUUUGGGGUUUAUAUUGUGUGUUUGCAAUGUUGACUGUUUGAUCAAGAAUAAUAUACUAUACUUUCUAAAACUGUUCCAUAUAUUUGGUACAAAUUUUGGCUAUUUUCAAAGUUAUGAAUCCUUAUUGAGGUAAUCCUCAUUCUUGUCACACAUUUUUGUUUUUAUUGUAAUCAAAUUUAAAUUCCCUCAUUCUCUGUAUACAUUCUUGAUUUUCAAUGGAAGCAAGUAUCAACUGCAUCUUCUAUGUGAUAGCCAAACAAGCAUGUUAAAUUCUUUGUCAAAUAUUUGAGGCCAAAGAAGCAUGUGAUAUUCUUUAGCAAAUAUUUGAGGUGCUCCAGCAUGAGUCUUCAACAAUGGAAAGUAUCACAGAUAUUUUGAGGAGGAGGAGACAACCGCACAUCAGAAAAUGAAGCAACGAUAAUAAUUCAGUCCAUUCUGGACUGAAACGACUUGAUAAUGGUCCAGGACGGACUGAAACGUGUUACUUUUUCGUGUUCUGAUAUGUGAUUUGGUCAUCAUAUCUUCAGCCACAUUAUUGUGACUCAUCAUCUGCAUCUUGAGAAGAUUGUACUUAUGGUUGCUACUUAAGAAAGGGAAGCUGUCAAAUAGAACUGAGCAUCAGACACAAAAUAGAUAUAGAUUUUUAUAGGUUUAACCCUUAAACAGCAGUUAUGGAGAAAUGAUUAUACCAGCCUAUGCACAAAAAAUAAAACAAUUAAAAAAAGACUAUUUUUCAUGAUAGAAUUAUUAAUUUGUAUGCAAAAUAUAAGAAAAAUAAGAAAAUAAGUGAAUAUUUAUUGUUUCACUGGGUGGAGGUACGCUCUGCCACUUGUCAACGCCCGGUGCUCAACUUUGCUGACACUUCCUGAUUUAUUCUCUGAUGUUUCACUGAUUGUUUUAUCACUAGCUUUUCUUUAUUUACAUCCACAGAGAGCUUUUAUAUCCAUAUUUGCAUCAUACAUGUAAAACAAAGACAAUAAUUGUUUAGAUCAUCAUAUGAUGAUGACUGCAUUCCUUUAGUAACAUUCAUGACAAUAACUGUAUUUGUACCUUGAAAUGGUAGCAGGAUUUUUUCAUGAGUCAAGGUAAACUCCAUUACAUCCACAUAGACCUAUUAUAUCCAUAUUUGCAUCAUACAUGUAAAACCCAGACAAUAAUUGUCCGAUAUUUAUGAUUUUUUUUGCAGAGAUAUUCCUGCACGGGCCUAAGCCUCUAGCUGGCCCACUUUAUAUGAUGAUAACCACAUUACCCUGUGAAUCAACAGUUGAUAAAUGCUGCCUAAGGGUUAAACAAAUUUAUUUGCAUUCCUGAGAGUUGCUUUCCUGACCUGUGACAAUAAGGGUUUGGCUAAGCACCAUAAGUAUUAUAAAAGUAAUUUUUGUUCCAUUGUAAAUUACUAAACUUUGUUCAUUUGUUUAGCUUAUACAAAUGGGAAAAUUAAAAGUGUAGAUAUUUAUUGUUUUGCACAGAACAGAGCAUAUUCACUUGUUUGGGGCUUUUGGAUGUUUGAUGUGAAAGGUGAAUGACUCGAGACGGCUGUUUAUAUAUACUCAUGGUAAUUUGGUAAUUAUGUUCAGCAUUAAUUGUUGUGUGUAAGUUACACACACUUUUGUGAAUUCUGUACAAAUAUGUGUAAAUGUUUCAAACAUAGCAUAAUAAUAAUAAUGUCAAAGUGCAUCUUAUUUUGUGGCCUGUUGUAAUGAAACUAUGUGCUUUAUACAUUGUUAAAAAACUUAAAAGGAAUUUGAUUAUUGUAAUCAAAGGAUUUAAAUGUUGUUAUAAUCCUGAAAUGCAUUUUGAGUCUGCAUUAUUCCUGCAUAUUAAAAGACAUAAACUUAGGCUGUGACAAUCAAUAAGAAUGUAGAACUAGUCAAGUCAGGCAGGACUCAACAUGCACUGGAGAAUUGUUUCAAUUGUUUUGUAAAUAAAGUAUGUGAAAUAAGGUGGCAUAUUAUUUGUUAAUAGUUGUUAACUGUUAUAAAAGUAGCUUUAAUUUUUGUCACAUUUUGUCUGUUAAUAUAACGAUGAUUGUUUAAGUGUAUUAACAGUCAAAUCUGACCAGACAAUGUGUGCAUUCCUGUUCCACAUCACAAAUGUUAAUGGUGCUGCAAAUAACAUUAUGAAGUCAAAUGUAUAUGUAACUAUCAUUGAAGCCUUGUAUGUAUGUAUUUAUCAGAGCACUAGGCAGGGUUCGACCACUCGCAUGCAGGGUCACUGCGCACACCACUCUAGCCACUAUACAAUAAGUUCCUAGGCAAGGGAGCCUAGAAGCUGCAUCAUGCAGCCUAACCUAACCUACACCUAGCUGGAAAAUCACUAUAGUAACCAGAUGCUAAAAACAUUUCCAUUCUCUUAUCUUAGAAAAUGAAGUAAACAAGAAUAUGAAAUUGACAUUCAUACAUCAUAACUGAUAAAUGCAAAUUUUACUUAAUUAAAACAAACACACACACACACAAAGAACAUUGUGCAAGGAGCCUAUGCUAUGCUUUCUAACUUCAGAAUUGCUUUUAAAUACAUGGAUGGCGAUAUACUAAAGAAAUUGUUCAUGACUUUUGUU
Molecule: messenger RNA, 6829 nt
Organism: Procambarus clarkii (red swamp crayfish)
Lineage: Eukaryota; Metazoa; Arthropoda; Malacostraca; Decapoda; Cambaridae
Product: calmodulin-lysine N-methyltransferase
Cellular component (GO): cytoplasm
Molecular function (GO): calmodulin-lysine N-methyltransferase activity
Source: RefSeq, a predicted model, not a curated record